Molecule: messenger RNA, 6276 nt
Organism: Cydia strobilella
Lineage: Eukaryota; Metazoa; Arthropoda; Insecta; Lepidoptera; Tortricidae
Product: folliculin-interacting protein 2
Exons: 13
Coding region: 169-3201 (1010 amino acids)
Cellular component (GO): cytoplasm
Molecular function (GO): protein-folding chaperone binding; ATPase inhibitor activity
Source: RefSeq, a predicted model, not a curated record
GACUUUCGCACGUGAUCUGUCAGAUUAUUCUAUUUACUUUGCGAAAGUGUUACAAAAAAGAUAAAAUUAAUCCAUUAUGUUUCCGUAAAACGAGUUAUUUGAUACGCAAGAUGUCAGGUGCAUCGAGUCACGAUGUCACCGUGAUGUAUAAAAGUUGCAUGUGACGCAAUGGCAUUGUUCAAAAAACUAUUUUCUAGAAAGAGAAAACUCGACGGCCACCGUGAAUCACGAGACUGGGGCAGGUCUUGCCAGAUAACACCGAAGCAAGUGCGUUUGCUUCUAUUCAAGGAAUGCGACUGGCGAGGGAGGAAACUCCUCUUUGAUUCUUCGACUAUAGAGAAAGUACCAGCGGGCAAAGAUGCCGACGCGAAGCAGACCAAUACGUUUCCGUGCGUCGUGGAAGUCGCAGAAGGAUUCGCUUACGUGUAUAAAGGUCCAGCGGCAGAUGCGAGCGUACUCGGUGAGAUGAUAUUCGGCGCAGUUGCAAUGAGCUGCAAAGGCGUAUUGAAGAUUCACAUCAUGGAUGAACCGAAAAGGUUAAUGUGUACGAAAGUGUUCUGCUUGCCAACAUCCCGUCGUAUAAGCAGAGUUGAUCGUAAAGUCGAGCCGAGCUCUUUUGAGCUCAGAGAGCGUUCCAAUCCUCUCAACGUGCCGCUGCAGAAAGAAGAGGUCUCGCUGAGCUUUUCCAUUGACAGGGGAGACUCGGGUUUUUACGGGGAUCAAACGCCGCACAGCAGCAUCGGAUCCACCUACGAUUAUUUCUCAAUGUUUGACGUUUGGGACGGCAGCAAUACUCAGGACGACAUGUUCUCUUUUCACACCCCAUCAGGUCGCAAGCUAAGCACGUCGAGCAACGGCAGUUGGCAGCGGCGUACGUUCAGAAACCUUUCGACGCGCUUCGACCUCGGCAACAGCUCGAACCUGCUGGCCGUGCCCAGCGGCUCUACUACCACCGACUCUCAGGUAUACAGCAGUAGCUCGACCAGCGGGACGAGCGACAGCCUGGCGAGUAGUUGUGCGGCGUUGAAGAAGAACAAGCUGGGGUUGGCACUGCUCAUCAGUGUCCCUGAUGCUGCUGAGAAAGACUUCAUCCGGCGAUGCGUGGAGAUGUCCCCUCAACUGCAGAGCAUGGUGUGUCGGCUGCGCCUGGCCACUAUGACGGCCGGCGCCGGCGGCAAGUUCGUCGCUACGUUGCAUCAGGCCGCUCAUGACGCAGCUGGAUGGCUAUCACAACUGCUGUCCGGGCCACGACUCCAACCAGCAUGGCUCCGCCUCGUAACCAGCGAGCCUCCGCGCUCGCACAAGCUCGCCGACUUGUUGCUCGCGGACCUGUGCGCAGUGCUGGCCCACGCCGACACGAAAGAUACCAACUUCUUCAUCAGCACGCUACUGACGCACGUGCUGACGUACCACCUGGGCUGGGUGGGCACGGUGAGCCCGUACGACGGCCCCGCGCCGCCGGUGCGCCGGCCGCACAACGCGCUGUGGGCGCAGCUCGCCGACCUGCACGGCGCCGUCGGCUUCCCCGUCCGCCAGGCCAAGACCAUCAUCAGCGGCGCCGAAACCGUCUUCGUCAACAAGCUCCUAGUCGUCCUUACAUACUUCGUCCGCUGCGGUGACGUCGUCCGCAAUGACUUCGAGUUUGAUGAUAGUGUUCUCAGGGAAAGUGAAACGGUGACGCUCAAAAGGACCGCGCCGGCCAAGUGCGAUAGUGUCAAAGUGGACGAUGCGACGCCCGCUCCGAGUCGCGGCUUCGGGCGGUCGACGACGCUCGCCAAUCUAAAUCGGCAGCUCUCUACUAGUGAAGAUUUCGAGGAACGUUGCAUGUCGAGCGAGAAGAGCACGAGCGGAAUCAGGAGGAACCCCACGAUGAUGCUCGCGGCCAAGUCUUCCUCUGACUCCAGUCUCGAUUCCACCGCGUCCGAGGAAGAAGUGGAAAGAAAGGUAGUUUUCGUUCUCGGCGACGAUGAGAAGCUAGUCGGCUUGAAGAACAAGUCGAACGGCGGAAAAAGCGUAAAAAGGUCCUCCAAAAUACAACACGAGCCGCUAAAUCUGAAGGCGAUAGAGAAAGCAGGUAACGAGGAAAAGAAAGGCUGCCACCAGAAACCCUGCGAGCAGAAAUUCUCCCGGAGCACCGACAGCCCGUCCAAAUGCUGCGCGCAAACACUUCAACAUUCCAAACCAAUAAAACAUUCCGGGUUUAAAUUCGAAUUCGAUAAAUACCCUCAAAUAGUCACUAAUUAUAUGAAAAGCAAGAACUUAGAAAUAUUAGAUAGGCAUUAUAUCGGGAAACCGGGAAAUCUGAAGCUGGACAAUUACCAGUUCGAUCCGACCAUCGUUCCGCCGAUACAAGAGGAGCGUUGCGAGGCGUGCUACAAGUGUCAGAUGAUGGAAUCCAUGCUGCAGACUCCCACGAACGCUUCCGAGUUGGAAUACAUGAACGACGUACCGCGGCAGUCCGAUCCUCAGUACGCGAAGGAGUACACAGUGAGCGAUAGUGUUCAAGUGUCUCCGAAGACGUUCGUUAGAAGAAAAAAGGAGGCGACUUUAGUAGUGAACGUUAAGCCUAGUGUGUCGGUGGAAGUGAGCAAGGUAGACGGGUGUGGGGGCGGGAGCGAGCGGGACAGAGGUGAGGUGCGGCAGGUGAUUGAGUUCUCGGUGCCGCGGCUGGUGCGGCGACCGGCGCUGGCGGCCGGCCUCGACGGCUCUCUACUCGGCGGGGUCACCAACCAUUAUGUACCUGAUUUAGUUUUACAAGGAACAAUAUCGAAACCUCAAACGUGGGAGAUGGACCUACGGCGCGAUCUGGAUUUGGCAUCGUACCUCAAUAAGGCUAGCGACGCGGGCGCUAUGCCGGUCGCUAUUGUCGGCGAUACUGACGCUUGGGAGGUGCGCUUGGUGGGCCGGUCGGUCGGCGGCGGCAUGUCGGCGCUGGUGGGCGGCAUGCUGGACGCGCUGCCCGCCAUGCGCCGCGCGCGCGUGCCCGCUUGCCAGUGCCUAUCAUAUCUAGAGGGUAAGCUGCGUGAGUUCUGCGUGCUGUCCAAGACGCUCGCCGACAUGCUCAUGUCGACGGACUUCUGUGACAUCGCCACCCUCACCAAGGCGCUCAACGUCGACGUCAACGACGUACCACUCCUACUCGCCAUCGCCACCACGCACACGCCGCAGGUCGCCGCCAGAUACGGCAUCAGUUAUAGGUAGCAAGCGAAAUAGGAAUGUGUCUCAUUACUAUAGAGCUCAAUUUUCAGUAAGCUGCUAUGUGGCCGAUGAUACAGGGUGGGAACGAGUAACCCGACAGAUUUUAACCACGCAUUCCUGCGGUAAUGAGCAAAAUAAUUUUUUUUUUCGUGUAUGUGUGUUUUCUGCACACGAACACAUUAUUUAUUGUUACAUCUUGGCGAGAAAACAAAAACAUUACAAUGAAUCUGUACUUCUUUAUAAAGAUAAUUAAAGAAAAUUUUUGCUAGUCUCCUUUAAAACUUUAAUGUCUAAACGAUGUCACAUAGUGGCAGCGUCGCAGUUAAAAAGGCGUUUUUCACUGAGUUAUUACGCAAAAAAAAAAAACACAAGAAUUGUCACUAUCUCUAAAACGAGACCGAUUUCAGAAAAGUUUGUAUGACAUUUUAGUCUCUAAAUGCGGCCAAGAAUACACAUUUAAAAUAUGUCGGGUUGCUCGUUCCCAUCCUGUAUAAAACUAAGUGCUGUGAUGAUAUAGAACUCGAUUUCGCUUGAUAUUUAAAUACUGUCUUGUCAUCAACAUAAUAUCAAAUAUGCUACAAGGCUGCCUAAAUAUUUAGUGUAAAAUUCAUUUAUUCAUCAUGAUUAAAAAGAGGUCUCACUAUUAAAAUUAUAAUGGACUUGUUUAAGACUGAAAUCACGUUUUAGCCGUCUUUGAGGUGACUUCCUGCGAUUUCGAAAAUUUAAAUUUGAUAUUUUUUGUAGGAAAUUAGAAUGAGUAUUAUACCCGCUCCACUCAGACGGUUAGUGGGGUAUUUGUGCGGUGGUUUUAUUUUUCUUGUAAAAACAGCUCUGGUUACUAAAUUAGUUUUAGUAUUUCAUAUUGACUUACUGGACAUAAAACAAACGGUCUGUACCCACGAAAACCUAGCUGUAAUUAAGCUUUAUUAACUUCUCAUAGAUCGUCUGAGUUAAGUGGUAGAGAUGGCAUGUUGGAUUAAAUACUAUUAAGACUGUUCUAUCAACUUGUGAAAUAAGAAAUAUUAAUCGAGGUGAAUGCGGUGGAUGGGAUCUGUGAUUAUUAAAGUUUAUUUUUGUAUAAUUACCAUAAAUGUUAUUGUAAUUAAAUCAUGGAAGGCCUAGAAAAAUAACUGUUUAGAUGGGUGCACUCGCAAUGUUGUUGAUAAAAACGUUAGCAACCCAAAUUAUACAAAUUAAUUUGUUAAAACACUUAAGAUCUCUUAUCAAUUAACUAUUUAACUUCAUCUACCCCUACAUCACAACGCUACCAGUAUCACAGUUAUAUUCGUGUAAAAAUUUAAGGUCUAAUAUAUUGUUAUCACUGAAAGUGUUACGAGAUAAUUCUAUAGAAACUAUAUGUACAGUAAUCAUAAAAAAAUAUAUUAUGUAUAAGUAUGCAAAACGUGUAGCUAAGCUUCAUGUUAGAAAAUUAUUUAUUACCAUUUUUAAAAUGCCUAGUCUUAAAAUAAAUUUAAGAUAUUAUCAGCUUUUAUAUGAAUAUAAAAUUUAAAAAUGUUAAACAUUUAAAUUUAAAAGUAUAUACAUGCAUCGUGUCACGUCAGGCUUAGUCAUGUUAUUUUGUUAAAUAGUUAAUGUUAUAAUUGUUAUAAAACAAGACGAACUGUAAAGUCAAGUUAGCAAUAUAAAUGUACUUUUAUUUGGUAAUAUUUUUUGUAUAACUAUGAAUAUGAUAGUUGGAUAUCAAGGUACUAAAGCAGAGACGCUUCCCAGAUAGAUUUUCGUACAUCGGCCCGCCUGUUGCUAUCUCUAUUGCACGCGCAUAAUUAUAUUGCUGUCAAACUCGCACAGUGACAUUGAUAUCAUGGGCGAGACAGCAAUAGACAUAGACAUCAUAGACAUAGAAAUAUAAUUAUACGCGUGCAAUAGAGAUAGCAACAGGCGGGCCGAUGUACGAAAAUCUAUCUAUAAAGCGUCUCUGCUUUAGUACCUUGAUAUCCAACUAUCAUAUUCAUAGUUAUACAAAAAAAUAUUUUACCAAAUAAAAGUACAUUUAUAUUGCUAACCUGACUACACUUCGUCUUGUUUGUACCGACUUGGUAGUGAUAGUGGAUUGCUAAAGGCGGGAUUUUACCAGCAUUUUUGAACUGAAUAUGCUUGUGCCGUACAGUGCCGAACACUGGUGGAGUCCCACCUUAACCCAUACUUGACGUAGCACUUUACCCUCCUGAGAUCCCGCGUACAACUUUUAAUCCCCUCGCGUCGAAUGAUGGCUCCUAUGACAGUUCAUUUUUAGGGUUCCGUACCCAAAGGGUAAAACGGGACCCUAUUACUAAGACUCCGCUGUCCGUCUGUCUGUCUAUCACCAGGCUGUAUCUCAUGAAUCGUGAUAGAGACCGUUGAAAUUUUCACAGAUGAUGUAUUUCUGUUGCCGCUAAAACAACAAAUACUAAAAAGUACGGAACCCUCGGUGGGCGAGUCCAAAUCUCACUUGGCCGGUUUUUAUAGAGUAGAUGUCACCUAAAUUUUUGUAGACAUUAUGUAGAAGUUUAGCACAUCAAUUUAUGUAGAGAUGUAACAUUUAAAUAAUAGAAACACGGUAAAAACAUAUUUCUUCAAUUCUUUUUCUAAUUAAGCCAGUCACGGAACUGUGACAAGGACCAUCAUUAGACGCGAAAAUAUACACCACAUUACCGCGUGCAUAUUGCACAAUCUGAACUUUUAUAGAGUAACUAAGUUCCAAAUUCAAAUACAAAACAACUGCUUGUGGGUCUCAGGAACUUGCAAAGUACAAAGCUGAAUGGCCAACUAAAAUAAUCAUAAACCCCCUUAUUCAUAAACGUCUACUAAAGUUGACAAGCCGCUAAUAAUCGUUUGUCCAUCAUACCAAUACGUCGGAAAGGGACAAACGAUAUUAGCGGCUUGUCAACUUUAGUAGGCGUUUAUGAAUAAGGGGGUAAAGGUUUUGACAUGAAAUUGCAGGUCUAUUUACUUUGUUUAACUUGCUAUUCCUGACUGUGUUUUAAGUACAUUUAUUUAUUUUAUUUUUCCGAGGUCAUUUUCGUAUCCAAAUGUAAUUACAAUUUUUUAUACCUUAAUAAAUUAUUUUUCUCAUGGUCA